CCCCCAGUCAAACGCGAGUUUGCCGGACCCGAGCCUGAUCCUUGGGCCGUUCUAGCCGGAGCACCCCCCGUUUCGAGUGAUAGUCAGGCUCUGUACUGUAGUUCUCGAAGUUUUGCCGACCAUUCAACACCCAGAAAACUUGUAACCGAUGCUCAAAUUCACAAUACCGGGGAGCGUGAGGUGGGGUUUAACUUUAGCGGGACUUUUUAAAUCUUAGAGGGAUGAUCCGCUGGCCUUGGCGGAGAAUAGCUCGAGAGCGCCUGUGGCGUUCUGAGACCCAAGCCUCAACCCCAGCCCAAGUGCCCAGAGAUUUACACUUCAGCUCCCCAAUCUCUGGGGGGAAAAGAGAUGUGAUGGUAUUUAACAGAGCCUGCUGCUCCACUCUUCCAUUCUCGUACACAUGUUGCAUGUUACACAAACAGUUUGUGUCGACUCAACCAGAGAUUGAUAAUCGCAUGCAGUCCCCUUGCGAUAUUCAAGAUGUCGAUGGAUGAAUCCAAGAGUGGCCGCGAGGAACGUACGACGGAGGAUGCGACCAAGUCUUUCAGCGAACGAGAUCCGGAGAAAUACGAAGAAAGCAAUGGGUUCAACUCUUCAGAAAAUCUCAGGCUCGACAACAAUGGCCUGCCACUCGUUCCCCAACCCAGUCGCUUCAAAGAUGAUCCUUUGAAUUGGCCCUCAUGGCUGAAAUGGGCAGUCCUUAUCCAAGUAGGCUUCAUGGCCUUCCUGGGGCCUUACAACUCCGCCCUGAUCAAUCCCUCCCUCGUCCUCCUCUCCAAUGCCAUAAAUGUCUCCUCGAAAACUGCCGCUUACACCACCACAACUUCCAUAAUCCUCGGGGGUAUCUCGCCCUUCAUCUGGACCCCACUCACAAACUACCACGGGCGACGACCCAUCACUCUGGUCGCCAUCCUCUUGACAAUCCUCGGCGGCAUUGGUUCGGGGGUGUCGUCCAGUUUCUCGGAAUUGAUGGGGACUCGAGUGGUGGCUGGUUUUGGAUUCGGAGGGAUGAUGAGCGUAGGAACGGCGUGUGUGAACGACAUGUUCUUUCUGCAUGAACGGGGAGAAAAGACGGGCGUCUAUUCGUUAUUCGUUACCAACGGUGCUCAUGUUGCUGCGUUAGUUGGAGGUUUUCUCGGUCAAUCCGCAGGUUGGCAAUGGGACUACUAUCUAGGAGCUCUCAGCACCGCUCUCUCAUUCAUAAUCGCUUUCUUCCUCUUCCCCGAAACGCUUUUCUCCCGCGACCCAAAUUUCCUCUCGAACCGCCACCAUGAACGAACAUACACCCAAAUGCUCUUUGACUUCAAAGGCAACAUGAUCCCCGGCCGCCAUCUCCACGUAUCCGAUUUCCUCCAAUCUUUCCGCAUGCUCAAAUACCCAUCCGUCCUCUUCCCCUUCUGGUACUAUACCUGGUCCUGGACUUUCAUAAAUGUCAUGCCCGCCGUCUCCCUCGCAACUAUAUACACGCAAUUCUAUCACCUCAGCGCUGGACCAAUUGGCGCCUGUCUGGGCAUCUCUCUCAUAAUCGGCUCAGUCCUCGGUGAGCUCUCCGCUGGCAAGCUCUCAGAUAUCGUUAUGCUCUUCUUCGCGCGCCGCAACUCCAACAUCCGUAAACCCGAAUUCCGUCUCUACCUCUGCACCCUCUCCGCCAUCUUCAUGCCCCUCGGCCUCAUCAUUUUUGGUGCCACAGUCGGAAAAUACAACCAAUACGUCCCCCUAGUCGGCCUUGGAGUCGGAGUCUUCGGUCUCCAGAUCGCAAGCACAACACUCUACGCCUACGUUUCCGAUUGCUACAAACCCCAGACGCCAGAAUCAGGUGUACUCUUUAACCUGAGCAGAGGGUUAAGUUUCGUGGUGGGGUAUUUUGCGCUGCCGUUUGCGGACAGGGUGGGGUAUUUUUGGGCUUGGUUUACGUUUGCUGCUGUUUUGUUUAGUUUCUUCUGGCCGAUACUGGCGUUGAUGAGGUGGGGAGAAAGGUGGAGGAUAAGGUUAGGGGAGCCGAGAUUUCAUCGGUAUUUGUGAUGUUUGUUAUGUAUGAUCACGAUUCACGAGAAAAGGCGUACCGGACAAAAGCUAGAGUAUGGUGCCCCAGAGUUUGUGGGACAAUUGGAACAAGCAUCAGUAGAGCUGCAUGGCGAGAACUAUGACCAAAUCGAGAUAUCCAUCUUGCAGGGGCCCGCUAAUGGAGUUCAAGUUGGCAGCCACGAACAAUACAGCUAUGUCAGCUUGCCAGAAAUAUAGAGACAUGCAGCUUCAAUUUGAAGAGUGCAUCUAUGCGAAUU
Molecule: messenger RNA, 2282 nt
Organism: Mollisia scopiformis
Lineage: Eukaryota; Fungi; Ascomycota; Leotiomycetes; Helotiales; Mollisiaceae
Product: MFS general substrate transporter
Exons: 3
Coding region: 481-2022 (513 amino acids)
Biological process (GO): transmembrane transport
Molecular function (GO): transmembrane transporter activity
Source: RefSeq, a predicted model, not a curated record